AUGGUAUGUUACGUCAUAAUUGGUAUAUUACGUCAUUAUAAGAUAUUCCUGUUAAACGAAAUUUAUGAUAUAACCAUUUUAGUAAAACGUCCGUCAUACUUUUUCUAAACUACUUUAAUUUAGGCAUACUAUAUAUUAUAUAAGCAAUAAAACACACACACAUAUAUAUAUAUAUCAAACUGUAAAAUCCAAUUGCAAAACAGAAUAUACACAAAUAUACAACGCCAUUUACAAGAAAUUUCAUCCCAAAUUCUGAUUUUCAUUUUACUGGUAACAGUGACGUAACAAUACGUGUUAUUACAAUCAAUCCACAAAAGAUAUAAUCCAAAUCCGUGUAAUAUUUUCAUAUGCAUGGCCUGCCACGUGUUGUGGCAUGUGUAAUAAAAUAUUUUAAAGGUGGCAUAAUAAGCAUGAGCAAAUUCCAUAGAACUUACACAGACCGCGGAUAUAACAGCAACUACAAUGUUACCGACUACAAAGUGCAAAGGAUGUUCCAAAUGUAGGCCCGAUGAUGUUGUACCCAAACUCCCAGCUGGUUGUGUCAUUCACCCGGAAUACGACGAUACAGGAGAGAGAGGAAACUGGACCAACAAAGCCGAAUUCUUACUGUCUAUGAUCGGUUAUGCCGUGGGAUUGGGAAACGUUUGGAGAUUUCCGUACUUGGCGUUCGAAAACGGAGGAGGCGCCUUCCUAUUACCUUAUCUCACUAUGCUGGUUCUAGCCGGGCUCCCAAUAUUCUUUCUGGAAGUUUCCCUAGGUCAGUUUUGCAGUCAAGGCCCGUUGGGGGCGUUUAACGGUGUGCCUAUCGUCAAGGGACUGGGCGUUGCUAUGGUUGUCGUAUCCGUAUACGUGGGUGUAUACUACAACGUUGUAAUUUGCUACACGCUAUACUUUCUGUUUUCUUCUCUGACAUCGGAACUACCUUGGAAUAGCUGUAAUAACGAUUGGAACACUCCUGCAUGCCUUCACAGCACUUCAAUAUACAACAUGACUUUAAAUUUUACUCUUCCCUCAUCUCUUGAAACCGGUUUCAAUAAUUCACAACGAUUCAACACAACUACGUCAAAUUUCUCAAUGGCACACCGCAUCAGUCCGAGUGAGGAAUAUUGGAAUUACAAAGUACUGGAAAAGACGCAAGGCAUUGAAAAUCUUGGAAAGAUACGAUGGGAACUGGCACUAAUUUUACUCCUUGCAUGGGUCAUCAUAUAUGCAUGUCUAAUAAAAGGCGUUAAGUCUUCGGGAAAAGCCGUAUAUUUCACUGCAACGUUCCCGUAUGUGGUGCUCACUGUAUUGUUGAUACGAGGUUUAACAUUGGACGGAGCCAUGGAUGGAGUUCGCUACUUCUUUGAACCGAGAUGGGAAAAACUUCUUACAGCAAAGGUGUGGAAAGACGCAGCAACCCAAAUAUUUUAUUCUUUAUCUGCAUCUUGGGGUGGUUUGAUUACUUUAUCGUCGUACAAUAAAUUCAACAACAACUGUUACCGGGAUUCAGUGAUCGUUGUACUUACCAAUUCCUUCACGAGUAUCUUCGCUGGUGUAACCAUCUUUGCAGUGAUUGGAUUCAUGGCGCAUGUGCUCAAAACUGAUAUCGCUUCAGUUGCCGCAGAUGGUCCUGGCCUUGCUUUCGUUGUUUAUCCAGAAGCAUUAUCUCAGAUGCCGUUUGCUCCUGUGUGGUCGGUCCUGUUCUUUCUAAUGCUGUUCACACUAGGACUCGACACAAUGUUCGCUACGCUUGAAACCAUUGUGACGUCACUGACCGACGCUUGUCCCCGCCAACUGCGUCAUCGAAAAUGUCUUUUCACGUUGGUGGUUUGUAUAUUUCUUUUCCUCAUUGGACUGCCACUGGUUACACAGGGUGGUUUCUUCUAUCUUCACCUCUUGGACAGCUACGUGGCUUCGUACUCCUUGAUUGUUUGCGCCAUUGUUGAAAUGCUAUCCAUAUCCUACAUAUACGGAUUAAACCGGUUUUGUGAAGACAUUAAAAUGAUGACCGGCCAUAAACCGAACGCUUAUUGGAAAAUUACCUGGUCUGUUAUAUCUCCUGCUGUAUUGACGUUCAUCCUAAUAUACAGUAUUGCGGACUACAAACCUCUGAAACUGGACGAGUACAAUUUCCCACUGUGGGCAAAUAUACUUGGCUGGUUCACAGUCGCUUCAAGCGUCAUGUGCAUUCCAAUAUUUGCAAUUAGAGAGAUCGUACGAAAUAAAGGCACUUUCCUAGAGCGCAUCAAGUCAGCCUGUAGGCCUAACAAAAGGUGGGGUCCUUAUCUAUUAAAGGACAGAGUUGGAUUUUACGCUUUUAAUGUGCAUCCGCCUGCGGUUACAAAUGUCCGCGGAAUUGACAACGAUUCAGACGCCACACUGUUGCACGACACAAUACAAGAUACCCCGUCGACGUCAAAGCGAAACUUGAAUGCGACUGCAACAGCUUCUGAAGGCUGACGAAUUUUUAAAUUCCUGCGAUGCGAGUUUUGUUGUAUAUACGCACUCUUGCGUGCGCUUGCUCUAUACCCCAUACUCACCGUGCAUUUCAGUACAUUUUUACUUCAGUGCA
Molecule: messenger RNA, 2554 nt
Organism: Ciona intestinalis (vase tunicate)
Lineage: Eukaryota; Metazoa; Chordata; Ascidiacea; Phlebobranchia; Cionidae
Source: RefSeq, a predicted model, not a curated record